AUGGGAACCAGCGGAGGCAGCAGGAUCCAUUGGCCCUCUGCUGCCGGAAACGGCCAGGCAAGGUUCCUCACGGGCCCGGGGCCUGCAGCCACCACGGAGCAUGAGGGGAGCAGGCCUGAAGGGCAAGACAGGUCCGAGGCUUCCACCAAAGCAACCAUGGCGCAGAGCGUCGACAUCCGUGCAGCCAACGCCAUCCCAUACUCCCUGCUGAAGCAGAUUUAUGGCACCAUCAAACCCAGCAAAGAGUCAGAGGGACGGGGGAAGUUUUCACGGGCAAGGUCUUACCUAGCAGUGGCUGUCCUGUGCUACAUCAACCUGGUGAACUACAUGGACUGGUUUGUUGUACCAGGAGUGCUUGAGAAGAUACAGAUCUACUUCAACCUUGGAGACAGUAAGGCCGGCCUGUUGCACACAGUUUUCAUCCUCUGUUUCUUGUUCUCGGCACCGCUGUUUGGAUACCUCGGGGACCGUUACAAUCGGAAAACCAUCCUGGGUGCUGGGAUAUUACUUUGGUCAGGAGUUACUCUUGGUAGUUCCUUCAUCGCUGAGUCGAUGGCCUGGUUAUUCUUCAUUUCGCGUGGACUGGUGGGUGCUGGCACUGCCAGCUAUUCCACAGUCGCCCCUUCCAUCAUUGCUGACUUAUUUGAGAAAGACCGCAGGACUUGGAUGCUGUCUAUCUUCUACAUUUUCAUACCAGUUGGAAGCGGCCUUGGUUACAUCAUGUCUUCUUCCAUGGAGCAAGCCACUGGACACUGGAGCUGGGGUUUCCGAGUUACACCUUGUAUGGGAAUAGUUGGCCUAGCACUCCUGGUCCUCUUGGUUCCUGAAUCUGCCCACCGUGCAGCUACGAAGCGGGUAGAAAAUGCUGGCGGACAGGGAGAGGAUUCGACUUGGUGCAAAGACGUCUCAUCCCUUUGCAGAAACUGGAGUUUUGUGUGGUCCUCGUUGGGUGUGACUGUCCUGGCCUUUGUCACGGGCGCUCUGAGCUUCUGGAUCCCCACGUUCCUCUGCAGAGCUCAGUUCCUCCAUCCCAACGUCUCUUUGUCAACAGAGGCGAAAUGCAAUGCCACCAACAGCCUGAUCUUUGGCGGCAUGACUGUUGCCAUGGGCAUUUUGGGGGUCGUCACUGGUGCAGAAGCCGCCAGAAGAUAUAAGAAGAUUAACGCCCAAGCUGACCCCAUCAUCUGCGCUGUGGGUUUGCUCGCCUCGGCACCGUGCCUGUAUCUGGCGAUCAUGCUGGCUCCGGAGAGCAUCGUGGCUACAUACAUUUUUAUUGCCCUUGGAGAAUUUCUUUUAUCUUUAAACUGGGCCAUUGUGACUGACAUACUCUUGUAUGUGGUGAAACCCGAACGCCAGUCAACAGCGAUGUCGCUGCAACUUUGUGUCAGCCAUUUGCUGGGGGACGCUGGAAGCCCAUAUCUCAUUGGCAUUAUCUCCGAUGCAGUCCAGAAGAACCAGGCGCAGCGGUCUGCCUUGUGGUCCUUCCGAAGCCUUCAGUACAGCUUUGUCUUGUGCGCCUUUGUCAGCAUCUUAGGUGGAGGCUGCUUCCUCCUGACGGCCUCCCGCAUCGAAGAGGACCGCAAGAAAGCUGCAACGCCGGUUCAAGGUAUCGAGAACAAAGGCUACCUCUCGCAUGAAAAGCAGCUGCACGAACUUCCUGCAGAGUAG
Gekko japonicus is the source of this 1668-nucleotide messenger RNA. Its product is annotated as protein spinster homolog 3-like. Gene Ontology annotation, molecular function: transmembrane transporter activity. The record is from RefSeq and is a predicted model, not a curated record. The transcript is spliced from 13 exons. Gene Ontology annotation, cellular component: membrane. Lineage: Eukaryota; Metazoa; Chordata; Lepidosauria; Squamata; Gekkonidae. The coding region runs from base 1 to 1668 and encodes 555 amino acids. Gene Ontology annotation, biological process: transmembrane transport.